This is a messenger RNA of Somion occarium, 887 nucleotides long. NCBI's taxonomy places the organism in Eukaryota, Fungi, Basidiomycota, Agaricomycetes, Polyporales, Cerrenaceae. The record is from the annotation of a GenBank genome assembly.
GUUGGAGUUUUCUCUUCUCGUCUAAUUCUCCUUGAAUUCUCCCCAACACGAACUCCUGCAGUUGCUGUCAUUUAUUCUCAGCAGUAUCUUGAUCGUGCUUCCCUAUAAUACGUCUCUAUUGUUUACUUUCUUAAAUUCAUCCACGAACGAACCGUCUUCUCUCAUACCGACACAGUUCCUAUGAUGUUUCGUCCUUUAGGACAUUUCUAUCUAGCUGAGAUUUGCGACAUCGGCUGAACAAGCCUGUGCAAGUAUAUAUGUUCUUCGAGCUGAACCGCCACCUAGCCUAGCAAUGUACCCCGGGCCCAAGAAUAGACUGGUCAUUACCUUCUGCAUAUGGGGUGCUAAUCGCCAGUACUCAGUCCAAGAAUGAACGUCUGGUCUUCUCGGAUGAAUUGUCGAAUCCAUCCAACGGGGUUCAUUUCUCAUACCCCCCCUCUCCAACAAUCUUGCUUCCUGCUCAUGCGGCAUUUCCGCCGACUUCUCCCUCUAGACGUGGGUCCAGACGUCCCACCUACCCGUGAUAAGAAUGCCUUUGUCUAUCUGUUUCAUCACAAGGCAUUAUCGUCUUUGAAACCAGUCACACAUUCUAGGCUCUUCGUAUCGCUAGGAUGCAACUGCUUUUGUUUUGCUGAUCCAGCGCAAAGUAUGACGGUUGCUAGGACGACCCUUCGACGUGGGCUACAUCAUUCUAGCCUUGACACCAUAGACAGAAGCUGUCUUCAGGUCGUUUCUGGCAGCUGCCGCCUUAAUGUCCGGUGACGUUCAAGAUAAGUUCCCUGUCCUGUCUAUCGUUGCCUUUGACGUAGAGCCGCGGAGACCCAUUUUCCGCAAUAGGCAUGGACAGCUUUGGUGGCUCUUGCGAUCUAUAAAAGGAGUCUUGCAGA